This is a messenger RNA of Linum trigynum, 4648 nucleotides long. The record is from the annotation of a GenBank genome assembly. NCBI's taxonomy places the organism in Eukaryota, Viridiplantae, Streptophyta, Magnoliopsida, Malpighiales, Linaceae.
AAACUAUAAUUUAUGUGUGACAAAACAUAACAAAAUAAAAAUCAUUAUGUAGUUGUUAAUUAGUGCGUUCUUUUUAUACAAUUUCAUUUAAAUUUUGAGUUAAAAUGAAUGAGAUGGGUCAUAAUACCACUAUCAUAUCUAUCAUGAUAUGAUAAAUAUGAUAGUGAUGGAGCACUUCUACUAUGUUAUAAAGUAUGUGUGCUUUAAUGUACAACUUAAAGUUGUACCAUAACGUAAAUAUAUAAGUUUGGGUUGUACUAUAAAGGAAUUUGUACCCUUAUGUUAUGGUACAACUUCACAACUUUAAGUUGUACCAUCACAUAAAGGUACAAGUUCAAGUUGUACAAAAAAAGAAUUUAUAAAAUAGUAGGUACAAGCUGAAGUUAUACCAUAACUUUAAAGGUACAACUUGAAGUUGUACCAUAAAGGCAAAAACCUAUAGCACCAAUGCUAUAUAACAUUGUAAAAUUUCUCACAGUGAUAAUACUAUUAAUAACACAUGUUUUAAAAAGUUAAUUUUCUCUCUCAAAAUAUAGCAAAUGGAUAUCAUUGUGUAAAUUAUAAUUUUUUCUCAUAAUUAAUGGGUUCUUUCUAUGCAAUUUUUUUUAAAUUCCGAUUUAAAACAAAUGUUAUAGGGUCUUAUUAAGAAAAAUAGCGCAUUAGAAAAAGUUAUCUCUCUCGUUUGGAUUUCGUGUAAGACAGUGCAAAAAAUCAAAAAGGCGGCGAAAGUACCAGUUCGCCCUUCUUACCCUCUUCUAUUGCGAAUUAAGCUAGGUCAUUAGAUGGAAAAUGAAAUAAAGGGCGAGAGAUGAAACUUUGUAGAGGUUUUGUAGAUAGGAUUUUGUACCCUAUCUUUUCAGGAAAAAAAAUUAGCCUCUCAAAUCCUAAAUUGUAAAAGUAGAGCUGGCAAUCGGGUCGGUUCAGUUAAAACUGGUAACGUUUAGUCAAUUAACUGUACCGUUUAUACUAGUUGGUUACCGUAACCGUAUGAUCGGUUCUCGGUUAUUUGCUUGAUUAACUGGAUCGCCAUUAAGCAAGUGAUUCGACAAGGUUAUAUCAAAAUUAUCGAUCAGUAAGACCUCCUGCUUUUUCCAACUCUGCAUUUUUGUAGAUUUUAUCCUCCAUAUGUAUGUGCUCUUUUUUUAAGUUGUUCCAAAAAAAAAAAACAUAGGUGUCAAUUCAUAAUUAACACAAUCCAACACAAGUACACAAUAACACCAUGCUACCUACAAAUUUGAUUAAAGAAGCAGACAAAAAUAAGAGACCCAACAAUAAUUAAGUACUCAACUCAUAAACCCUACCAAAUUACAUGAAAGCUUAAAUGUUAAUGAUUGUUCUCGAGCUACUUGUUGCUUCUAAAACUCUUCUUUGAAAUUAUUCCCAUUUGAACCCAAGUCACUAUUACAAUUAGGGUAGGCAAGAGAUCUUGUAGACCUUUAAACAUUUCAUUAUUUUCAGCAAAUGCAUGCGGCUCCUCAAGGCCUAUUAUUUUUUGCUCUAUCUAUGAGAAUGGUUGUAAUCAGUUACUCGAUUUUCUGAACCGUCGGUUACUAACCGUUUAACUUUAGAUUAGUAAUUAGCUGAAUUUGAUCAUCAAGAAUUGACGGUUUACGGUUUAAUCGAUUAUCAACUUAACCAUUACACAUCAAUUACAAUCCGACUAUUCAUUACACUAUUAACAAGAUAACCUUUUAGCAUAAUAUGUAAAAGCCAAAAGUCGUGACCUUUCGUAGAAAACUAGUAAAUUCAGCCUCCCAUGAGCUCUAAUCCUCCAUACAUAAGAUGUUGACAAAAUGUAAUAUAAACAAAGGGCUUCUUCGAGGGGGGGAAAUUGACAUAUAUGUAGAAAACAAUAUUUGGUCACAAAAGUAAUCACCGUUCGCCGCCUAGACAGUGUAAAACACUAUUAUGAAAAAAAAUAGAAAACAAAAAGUUAAACACGUCACUAUAGUAAACUUCCGCAAAGUGGAAGGGAAGAUUUUUUCCACUCACCCCAACCACGAAAAGGAUAUCAUACAUGAGUGAUGUGUAGUGUAAUUUGUAAAUACAUAUUAGUUAUUUCGAUCGAAAUAAUUUGUUUGAAAAAAAAAUAGAAUGUGAAAUUUCAUUUCAUGAGUCAAUUGAAAUAACUUAAUAUAAGUCAUUUGAAACACCUUGUACUCACUAGUUAUUUCAAAUAACUCAUUUCUCAACCUCAUUUUUCAUUUCAUCCCUUAUCUAACUGAUGAAAUAACACAACUCUUAAAUAUUUUAUCCAAAUAAAAUCAUUGACGAAAUUACCAAAUUUCCAAUUGAAAUACCACAUAAUUAAAUGAUGCACCAUUUCGAUUCGAAAUACCACAAAAUCAAAAUGAUAUAUCCAGACGUCCCAUAGAUAUCAUUAGGGAUGGCAAUUUUGACCUGACCCGUUUUACCCGAACUGUUUGACCUGUUUUGGGGCGAGUUCGACCCGCCCCGUAGGCGGGGCGGGGCGGGCAUGAGUACUCUCAUCGACCCGACCUGUCCUGACCGCCCCAUUCUCGACCCGUUCUUGCCUAAAUUACACGUAAUUUUAGUCAAAUUACUUAGGAUUUCUCUUUUAUUACAUCAAAUCUUAGCUAUAAUAAAGACGUAAAUUAGUGAAAACCUCAAUUUCUCCAAUAAUUUAACUAUAUUUCUCAUAAUAUUGUUUAUUUCCUUGGUCUUAUAAUAAAAACAACGAAUAUUUCUAAUAUUUUUCAUAUAAAUUGCAUACCCAUUGGGUCGACCUGCCGCGACCCGUGAUAAAUUACCCGACUUGGAUCCGACCUGCCACGGGGGGUCUGGGUACCAAGAAACCCGCCCCGAACCUGCCUAUUGCCAUUCCUAGAUACCAUGAGUAAUGGAGGCUCUUUGCUGGGACCUGCCAACGCAUACCAUUGGGCCGAUAGCAGAGACUGAUUUCUAAAGUCUAAAAGGUCGUAGUAGGAGUAGGAAAAGAAAGAAAGCCUGAAAUGAGCAUAGUAUCCGCUCGCUUUCUAAAACGGAGAUAAUGUUUUUCCGCACGUGAUCCACGCUAACUAAUUAUUAUUAUUUUUUGUAGAUCCACCGCAUGCUGGAGACGUGUGAAAAUCAAACCGAACCGAACCCAUCGUCCUGCCCCACACUCACUAAAUGUAUAUAAUAUUAAAGUAAACCCUCCCUCUCCGAACCAACAUUCUCCCACAACUUGCUUUUUUUUUUCUUCUUUCGCUUCCAUCCCCACCGCUACAAAGAAUUUCCUCCCGACGGCCACCCCAUAUGGCGGCGGUCGGAGCAACAACCACGACGCUACUGCUGCUUCUGCUGCAAAUUCCAUUCCUCAUCUUUCUCAACACUUCCGCUGAACCCCUAAACUCCCAUCUGAGCUCCGCCGUACCCGAAUCGGGGAACUCUUCGGCCAAGGAGCGGAUCGCGGCGCUGGCGAAUGACGAGGCGACGGUGGAUUGGAUGCGGCGAGUGAGGCGGAAGCUUCACGAGAACCCCGAGCUUGCGUACGAGGAGUACGAGACGAGUGAGCUGAUCAGGGAAGAGCUCGAUCGGAUGGGCAUUUCGUACCGGUGGCCGGUCGCCAAGACCGGGAUCGUGGCGACAAUUGGGUCCGGCGAGCCGCCGUUCGUUGCUCUCCGAGCGGAUAUGGAUGCUCUGCCUAUCCAGGAGAUGGUUGAAUGGGAGCAUAAGAGCAAGGUGGAUGGGAAAAUGCAUGCUUGUGGCCAUGAUGCUCAUGUUGCAAUGCUGCUUGGUGCUGCAAAAGUUCUCCUACAGUUGAGAGACACAUUGCAGGGAACUGUGGUCCUGAUAUUUCAACCAGCAGAGGAGAAGGGGAAUGGCGCAAAAGACAUGAUACAAGAAGGUGCACUAGACAAGGUGGGAGCAAUUUUUGGGAUUCAUGUAGCUCAUGUCUUCAAUGCGGGUUCGGUAGCUUCCCGGCCUGGGCAGUUCCUUGCUGGAUGUGGAAGCUUCAAGGCGAAGAUCACCGGAAAAGGAGGUCACGCAGCAAUUCCUCAGAAUUCCAUCGAUCCAAUUAUUGCAGCUUCUUCAUCAGUCAUCAGCUUGCAGAACAUAGUUUCAAGGGAAGCUGAUCCUCUAGAUUCUCAGGUGGUUUCCGUGGCAAUGAUCAAUGGAGGAAACGCAUUCAAUGUAAUUCCAGAUUCGGCCACCAUAGCGGGAACAUUCAGGGCCUUUAGCAGGGAAACUUUCAAAGCCCUCAGGGAGAGAAUCAAAGAGGUUAUUGGAGCACAAGCCGCUGUGCACAGAUGCACCUCAGAAGUGGAUUUCGAUGGAAAAGAACACCCCAGCAUCCCGCCAACCGUCAACGACCCUGAGAUCUACGAGCUAUCAAGGCAGGCCUCAGUUGACAUAGUCGGGGAAUCCAAUACUAAGGUGUCCCCUAGCUUCAUGGGGAGUGAAGAUUUUGCUUUCUACUUGGAGAAAGUACCUGGUUCGUUCAUGUUUGUAGGCAUUAGGAAUGAGAAACUUGGGGCCAUAUACCCUCCCCACAACCCUUACUUUUCCAUAGAUGAAGAUGCCUUGCCUGUUGGGGCAGCUGUACAUGCAUCUUUUGCACAUUCUUUCCUCUCUAGUUCAACUAGAAAUUCGAGUUCUUAGUUCUUCCUCUUAGAUUUUUCAUCAGUAAAUAGUUAGUCUUAUC